Molecule: messenger RNA, 3837 nt
Organism: Closterium sp. Naga37s-1
Lineage: Eukaryota; Viridiplantae; Streptophyta; Zygnematophyceae; Desmidiales; Closteriaceae
Source: the annotation of a GenBank genome assembly
AUGGCCGCGUCGCCAUCGCGCGACGCGCCGCCCGCGGAUAGCCGCAAUGUCUCGGCUGAGCCACUAGCCGGCGGCGGUAGUAGCUCGGCUCGCGAGUCUCGACGGUCGUUCGAGCUCCCUCCGAUCCGGGCGUCGCCUGGCCGCAAUGGCGCCAUCACGCCGCCUCCGACGGCGGGCCGCAUUUGCCUGAGCACAAGCUACGACUCGUCGCACCGGCCGCCGCUUCCCGUCCCUCCCGCGUCGAACACCGCGCAUCAGUUUCACUCCGCUGCGGACGGGACAGCUCCAGUCAGCCGGCUGGGAAGACGGAACGCCGCGCCAAGCGGCGGGGAGGAGCUGUUGCGCAAUGCUGCGGGAGAGGCGGGCGAAGCGGCUGCGGAGAGCGGUUUGACGCAGAGGGGGAGGGGGAAAGGUUGCGCGGACGGGAUGCCGGCGCAGGGGAAGGCGGACCGGCGGAGCGGAGGUGCGGCGGGAGACUCAUGCGACGACGGGGAGCUGUCGUCGUGCGACGAAAUCGCGAGCGACGAAGGGGGCGUGACGCCCCCGCCGCACUAUGCGGGCCAGCAAGAGCACUUGCGGGCGUUCCGACAGUACGCAGGCAGCAGCGGCAGCGCCGGCGGCGGCAGCGGCGCGAAUAACGCCGCAACGGGGUCGAGCGGCGCGCACGUCACGACCCAGGCGGGGCAGAAUAUUCCGCGGGGAGACGGCGCGGGCAGCGGCAGCCCGAUGAAUUCUCUAGCGGCGUGGCGAUGGCACCAUAGCAAUAAGGUGGCGGAGUGGCUGCUCGCGCUCCCGAAUGACCUCACGCCGCCCUGCGACUCGAACUUCUCUUCGCUGCUCGACCCCUCUGACGCGGACGGCGCUUCGAAUGACGAUUCUGCCGACGCGCCGCCGAAUGCACGCGGAGUUGCUGCGAAAGCAGUCGACAGCGCGGGAGAGGAGCUGGGGGAGGGGGCGCAGGGGGGCGCGGGAGUGGGCGCGGAAGUAACCAUCGCUUCCGCGGCCUUGGGCGCAGCAGCGGAAGCGUGCGCGGAGAGGCAGGGCGGGCUUUCACCAGUGAAAGUGGUCGCGGGGGGGGCAUCGGGGGGAGCGUCCGGGGGAGUUCAGUCGUGUACUGCUUCGGGCACGCCCAGCCCCAGCCAGCCCAGCCCGCGCGCCGUGGCUGGCGGAGGGGGGGCCACGGACGAGAAGGCAGGGGAGGCGAAAGACGGACAGGGGGAGGAGGAAUCGACGGAAGAGAUUGGAAUGGGGGGAACGGAGGGCGCGGUUGGGGGAGAGAAGCAGCAGCAGCAGUUACCCCUGCCGAAGCGCCAGCCCUGCCGACCAGAUGACGUGGAAGGCAUGGUUGCCGACCUGGCUCUGGUUUGUGGUGAUGACGGCGGCGGGUUAGGCGAGAGCAGAGCAGAGGCGGUGGAACGGCAGGUGGACGCGGCGCGCGCGCUGAGGCAGCUGGCGCGGCGGGGGGAGGAGACGCGCGAAGCCAUCGUGGCUGCGGGCGCCGUUCCCGCGCUCGUGCUCAUUCUGCAACGCGCCGCCGACGCCGCUUCUGCUGCUGGCGCUGCUGCAACCACAGGUGUUUCCGGCAGCAACGGCUUUAAGUACACUCCUGGCAGUGGUGCUGCCAGCGCGGGUGCUGCUGUGCUGGCAAGCCCGCUAGUGGACUACUCGAUAUCAGCACUGGUGAACCUGAGUGUGUGCCGGGGCAUCAAGGCCAUCAUCCACGAUGCAGGCGCCGUGCAACUGCUCAUCGUGCUGCUGCGUGGCUCUGCCAUUCCCACGAUGCCCAUCAUCCCCGGCACCUCGCCGUUGAUCGGAGACUCGAAUCCGCGCUCCGAUGCGCACAGCCGCAGCUACACCCACGGGCACUCGCACACGCAAACCCACUCCUCUCGCCACUCCCACUCGCACUCCCACUCGCACUCUCACUCGCACGUGUCAGCACACAGCCACAGCCAGCACGCGUCACCAGGCCCCUCCCUCUCCUCGCCCACCAUGCUGCCUCCAGCCGCCACGUCCCCGUCCACGCGCGCCAAUGCAGCAGUGGCGCUCUAUUCGCUCUCAAAGCUGGACGAUGCCAUGCGCACGCACAUCGGCGACCUGGGCGGGGUGGACGCGCUCGUGGGGUUCCUGGCGGACAGCACAGUGACCAAGGGCCGCAAGGACGCUGCCACUGCUCUGCACAGCCUCUCCACUGUCGCGCCCAACCGCCCCAGGCUCGUCCACGCGGGCGCCGUGCACAUGCUGCUCGACUGGGUUGCCGCCUGCAAAAAAACCCCCGCUGAUGAUGCUGCUGCUGCUGGCACUGGUGGUUGUAUAGUCGGCGGGGGGAGUCUGGGCGGCAGUCAGAGGGGCGGCAGUGAGGAGGAUGAAGUGGCGCUGGUGGAGCGGGCUCUAGCUGUGUUAGCACAGGUGGCGGCGUGUGAGGAGGGGCGCGCGGAGAUGGCAGGGCGCAGCGGGAUCGAGACGCUGCUGGUGCUGGUGCAGGGCGGAGGGGGUCCGUCGGUGGCGUGUGCGGAGUAUGCAGUAGCGGCGCUGCUGGUGCUGGCCAAUAGCAGCUCCACUCUGCGCCGCAAGCUGCAUAGCCUCAACCUGGGCCCUGCUCUCACCCAGCUGGCUGUGAACUUCAGCCCCAAGGCCAAGGGAAAGACCACGUGUGAUGCGGACCAGGCAACAAGCAAGCACCGGCAGUACGAGCGGCGGCAGCAGCGCGCGGCUUCAAACAGGGAGCUGAGGCGGUGGCGGGGCGUGCAGGGCGGUGCAGUGAACGUGGACGACGCACAGUGCGUGCUAGAGGCACGGCAGUGUGGCAUGGACGUGCGUGGGCCGUGGAGCAGGGUCACCAUGAUGCAUGAUCAUCACGCCAUGCCGCAUGCAUGGGACAGCCAUGGCGGUUCGCGGCGCAACCAGCAGCAGCAGCAGCGAGAGGAGGAACAGCGGGGUAGAGAUGAGGAUGAGGGGGGUUGGACGGGAAGUGGCUUCGGGGAAGGGGGGCGUGGAGGUGGGGGUGGGAGGAAGCAGCCGUGGGUGCAUUAUUGGCAGCACAUGAAGGCACGGGAGAUUCAAGAGAGGUUGCGAGACCGCUCCUUCGCAGCAGCGUCCUUCCACUGGGACGGCUCCUUCUCCUCCUCCUUCGCCCGCCACCCCUCCUCCGUCCGCUUCUUCCGCUCAGCACGCCGCAACCACCAACCCUUCUCCUCCUCCAAUGGCGCAACUGGAGAUUUUCCGGGCGGAUCAGCAGAGCAUUUUGACAAUGAGGACGCGUGGAGGGGACACGGCGGGGCAGAGAGGGACGGGGGUUACCGCGGGUGGUCGCGGGCAGAUGAGGCGGAGGCGUGGCGGAGGCAGCAGCAGGUGGACUCAUACAUGGAUACCGGAGAGGUGACAUACGAUCAUCUGCGGCAUGACCACGACCACGACCAUGGGGACUACGAGCCAUACGGCACGGGGCAUCAGCAGAACGCCUACUACAAGCGGUGGGCCCCGCCGCGAGACAAUCCGUGGGAGCGGUUCGGGCAGAUCUGGCAGGAAACGGAGAGGAUUCGGAUGGAGACAGAGAGGAUUCGGAAGGAGAGGGAGGAGUGGGCAUCGAGAGGAGAUGCAGGGAGGGGCAAGGACGGGCUGAGCUGGGAGGAGAUGGAGAUGAGGCGGCUGCUAGGGCUGGCCACUCAAGGGCCCCUCACCCAGGCGUCGUUGAAAGCAGCGUACCAUCGGUGUGCGAAGCAGUGGCAUCCGGACGCACAUCACGGGUUGAAGCCAGAGGCCCGGGCUGAGGCAGAGCGGCGCUUCAAGCUCAUCUCAAGUGCUUAUGAAACCCUGUCCGCACGCCUGGCCAAGUGA